Molecule: messenger RNA, 785 nt
Organism: Asparagus officinalis (garden asparagus)
Lineage: Eukaryota; Viridiplantae; Streptophyta; Magnoliopsida; Asparagales; Asparagaceae
Product: NAC domain-containing protein 67-like
Exons: 2
Coding region: 303-785 (160 amino acids)
Biological process (GO): regulation of DNA-templated transcription
Molecular function (GO): DNA binding
Source: RefSeq, a predicted model, not a curated record
UAUCUCAAAAUCGGAGUUUUCCUGAUUUACAAACGUGUCAAGGACUACAGUAGAUCUAUUGUUCAGUAGCUGGCGAUCCGAUCCCCAGUUAACUCUUGAAACUCAGCGCUUUGGAAAACAAACUUACAACACGCCAUGCCCGCGUCGUUUGGCUUUGUUUUCACUUCUUAUCAGGGCAUUCUCCCUACAUCGACUUGUAGUGAUCGCAUGACGGUGAAAGAAGUCCAUGAACUCUCAACGACCUAGAAUUUCUACAACGACAAUAUUUAGAACUGUCUAGUAUCGAAAUUUGAUCUUCUUGAAUGUUAAUUGUUGUUUAUUGCUGUAAUGCAGAGAGAUAUGAGUCGAGUCAGCAAGAAGGACGUUGGUACUUUUUCACCGACAGGACCCGAAAGUACCGUGGAGGGAACAGGCCAGCACGUUCCACGCCAUCUGGCUUCUGGAAGCUCACUGGGUUAAAAACAGAGAUCGAACACAAUGGAAAAAAGAUGGGAGUGAGGAACACUCUCAAUUUCUACUGGGGGCUUCAACAGGGGGAGAAUUCAAGGACAGAGUGGAUGAUGCGUGAGUACAGUAUAAAGGAGUUUCAGAUACCUAAGGAACCUGCAGGUUUAGAGCCGCACAUGAAGUUGGACGAUGCAGUUCUAUGCAUGGUUUACAGGAACCUGAAUGAAAAUGCAGGAAGAAAAAGGCAAAAUCCGUCAGUUCAUCCACAGCAAUCGAUCCAAUCCCCAGAACAGAUUGAGAAUUUGUCUAGUGGUACUUUACAGUCCUUGUUUUGUUAA